This is a messenger RNA of Morchella importuna, 267 nucleotides long. RefSeq lists its product as uncharacterized. The transcript has 3 exons. Bases 1 to 267 code for a protein of 88 amino acids. NCBI's taxonomy places the organism in Eukaryota, Fungi, Ascomycota, Pezizomycetes, Pezizales, Morchellaceae. The record is from RefSeq and is a predicted model, not a curated record.
AUGCACAUCUCCGCCCACGCACACACCUACUUCCUACUCGAGAAUAGGUACUUGGCUCCGCAACAGGCAGGUAACGAGGUAACGCUGCAUGAUGGUACAGGACAAGUCUUCUCUAGUAUGCUUGGUGGAAUCCGGUCUAGCUCCCGGAACCCUACUCUAGAUUACUCUAGACCGGCCAAUUCCAUCGAGAGGAACAAUUUACAAUUGGGCUGUCGGGAGAAGUCCGGAUCGUGGGAAAUUCAUUCCAGCUACCUACCUAGGAGAUAG